Molecule: messenger RNA, 1260 nt
Organism: Penicillium malachiteum
Lineage: Eukaryota; Fungi; Ascomycota; Eurotiomycetes; Eurotiales; Aspergillaceae
Product: serum paraoxonase/arylesterase family protein
Exons: 2
Coding region: 1-1260 (419 amino acids)
Molecular function (GO): arylesterase activity
Source: RefSeq, a predicted model, not a curated record
AUGGGAUUCUGGCGCUCAUCAUUCGGCCUAGGCCUGGUUGCAGGCCUGGUAAUCUACUGGGGUCCUAUUAUCUGGCAUGUCGUCAAGAUUGGUGGCGUGCUUGAUACCCCAAAACAGACCUUGUUUGGUGAAGGCGAAGGUCCCAUCUACAUUGAAGAUACUAUUCAUUGCGAGGAUGUGCACCACUAUCUCCCGGCAAAUUUGUUGUUCACUGCAUGUGAGGAUACAGUUGAGACUCGUAUGGACUGGUUCCCUGGCUUGGGCCACCUGGAGCCACAUCCGUCGGCUCGUGGGUCCAUCCACGUCGUUGACCCCCAGACAUUCACAUCCAGAAGACUGGAGUUCGAAAACUUCGAAGGUUCUUUCGUCACACACGGCAUUGACGUAAUUGAAGAUCCCAAACACAAGGGCGCUGUUUAUAUCUUCGCGGUUAACCACUUGCCCAACCCCGAGUACUUUAAUGUGACCGAGCCAGUCGAGGGAACACUCAAGGCUCGCUCUCAAAUUGAGCUAUUCCACCAUGUACUGCAGUCGAACACAGUUCAGCAUAUCCGAUCCAUUCGUCACCCGCUUAUCCGAACCCCGAAUGAUAUCGUCGCUUCUAGCCCGGAUUCCUUCUACGUGACGAACGAUCAUUACUACAUCGAUGGAUUUAUGCGCAUUGUUGAGAUCCUGUGGCCUCAAGCAAAAUGGUCCUCUAUCAUCCAUGUUGAGGUGACCGACUUCAAAUCAACUGAUGCCACAGAAGGUUUCAAGGCUACAGUUGCGAACCAGGGUCUUUGGAAUAAUAAUGGUCUUGGUCACUCUCGCACUGAUACUGAGAUUGUUAUCUCCAGUCCGGCGGGUGGACAGCUUUACCUUGCUGAGGAGAAUACAGUCAACAAGACUCUCUCAGUGCAUACUACAAUCUCCUUCAGUACUGUCUGUGAUAACCCGAGUUACUACAUCGAUCCUUAUAGCACUGAAGAGGAUGAUGCGACUGGAUUCGUGGUCGGGGGUAUCUCGCAGCAUUUCACAUUUCCCAAAACAGCUAAGGAUCCUAAUGGUCUUGAUCCUGUGCAGAUCUGGUAUGCGCGCCCUCAGCCGGGUACAGAGAAUUGGGAGCAGAAGUUGCUAUUUGAAGAUGAUGGCUCGCGUCUUCGUACGGCUAGUGCGUCUGUUCUGAUUCCUAUUAAGCCUGUGGAUGGGAAGAAGAAGGCUUGGUUGUUUGCAACUGGGUUUAUGUCGAAAUCGAUGAUUGCUGUUCAGGUUGAGCUGUAG